AUGGGCUUUGGAGGAGUUCAAGUAUCCUCUCCAGCUGAAAAUGCCAUUGUGAGGGAUCCUCUGCGUCCUUGGUGGGAACGCUAUCACAUCAUUUCGUACAAACUUGUAACGCGAUCUGGGAAUGAGGAAGAAUUUGCCGAUAUGUGUACAAGAUGCAAUAAAGUCGGAGUUCGUAUCUACGUUGAUACGGUUAUCAACCACAUGGGUUCUCUUCCGAAUAUGAUUGGAACUGGAGGAUCAACAGCAGAUGGACCUAGCAAGUACUACCCAGCUGUACCCUACAACGUUGAUCAUUUUCAUACAUCUUGCCCAAUAGAGAACUGGCAAGAUGAAUAUGAAAUUCGUUAUUGUGAAUUAUUCGGUGCUCCUGACUUGAAUCAGGGAAUGGGCUAUGUCAGAACUACAAUUGCGGAGUACAUGAAUCACCUGAUACGUCUCGGAGUAGCUGGUUUCCGUAUUGAUGCAGCUAAGCACAUUAGUUCUUCUCAUUUAUAUUUUACAACUAUUGAUUUAACAUACUUAAACGACUUAAAUCCAGAUCACGGAUUUCCCGCCAGAACAAAACCUUUCAUCUACCAAGAAGUCAUAGACUUUGGCUGGGAUGCUGUUUCAAAGUACGAUUACACCUACAUAGGUACGGUAACGGAAUUUAUGUAUUCAUACUACAUCAGCCGAGCCUUCCGUGGUAACGAUUUACUGAGGAAUUUAGCAACUUGGGGACCAACUUGGGGUUUCCUAAACUCCUCAUAUGCUCUUGUUUUUGUUGAGAAUCAUGACAACGAACGCGGUGACGGAGCUGGAGGGCAGGAGAUUCUCUCCUACAAGGAUGGCAAGCAAUACCGUAUGGCCGUUGCUUUUGCCCUAGCUCACACCUAUGGCAUCCCACGCAUUAUGUCCUCCUUCGCCUUUACCGAAAGGGAUAUUGGCCCACCCAUGGAUUCAAAUGAGAACAUAAUCUCACCCAGUAUUUACCCGGAUGGAAGUUGCGGAAACGGUUGGGUGUGUCAGCACAGAUGGAGGCAGGUAGUCAAUAUGAUUGCCUUCAGGAAUAUUUCGGGGAAUGAAAACAUCACAAAUUGGUGGACCAAUGACAAAAAUCAGAUUGCCUUUGCGAGGCACCAGCGUGGCUUCAUUGCUUUCAAUAACGACGCAAUGAAUAUGAAUGUGAGCCUGCAAACGUCCUUACCGGCUGGAAUCUACUGCGAUGUUAUAUCAGGGAAUUUAGUGGAUAAACUCUGCACAGGGAAGAACAUAACCGUGAGAGGGGAUGGAGUUGCCAGGAUUCUUAUAAUGAAAGACGAAGAAGACCAAGUUGUGGCUUUUCACAUAGACCUCGAAUAA
Messenger RNA from Lutzomyia longipalpis, 1341 nucleotides. RefSeq names its product alpha-amylase 1-like. The record is from RefSeq and is a predicted model, not a curated record. Bases 1 to 1341 code for a protein of 446 amino acids. Lineage: Eukaryota; Metazoa; Arthropoda; Insecta; Diptera; Psychodidae. Gene Ontology annotation, biological process: carbohydrate metabolic process. The transcript has 4 exons. Gene Ontology annotation, molecular function: alpha-amylase activity; cation binding.